GAGCUGGAGAGGAACCAGAGACGGAGACGCAGCCGAAGGGACAAGAAGACCCACACGGAGAUACAGACGGACUAAUAAAUAAUAAAUAAAGACAGUUUUUUUCUGGGGAUCUCUGCUCGACACCACCAUGUUUAAGAAGAAGGAGUCCAAGGGCGGCACGCUGAAGUCCUCCGGGAAGUCCAGGCCUGGGACCAGCAGCCUGGCCCUGCUCAUCGCCCAGAUGCAGCAGAACGCCGACCAGGUGGAGAAAGACAUCCUGAAGUCAGAGGAGCUGCUGGCCGUGGAUAACGAAAACGACAAGAAGGAGCUGGCGUUCCAGCACCAGGACGAGGUGUCGGUGAAGCUGGGCGAGGCCGAGGACCUGAUCCGGGACCUGUUCCUCAACGUGGACACGGCCAAGAAGCUCAAGCACCCGCAGGUCCGCGAGAUCGAGAGCGACGUCAUCCACCUGCACGAGCGCUGGCUGAAGGACUGCAGCUUCUACCGGGACAUCUACGAGCAGAUCGACGACGUCUCACUGAUGCCGCGCAUCGACUGGGGGCCGGUCCUGAACCAGAAACAGAAAGAGGUGAACGUGGAGGAGUACGGUCCCACCAUGGCCGACCUGGAGAAGCAGAUCGCUGCUCACAACAUCCUGCACAAAGAGAUCGAGGCGUACAACUCGCAGCUGUGCGUCAGCUCCGCCGGCAGCAAGGAGAAAUACACGGCCCUGAAGAAGCAGUACAACAACCUGCUGGAAAACUCCAAGUGGCGUCGUCACUACCUCACCAGCCUGUACGACUACAUGCACGGCUGCAGCAAAGAGCUGUCGUUCCUGGGGGAGCAGCAGAACAGCAUCCGGACGCAGGACUGGAGCGACCACAUGGUGGACCCGCCCGACGUCCGCCGGCAGUACGAGAACUUCAAGAGCAACAGUCUGCUGAACCACGAGGGCGAAGUGAACAACCUGCAGGACGAAGGGGACCGGCUGAUCGAGCUGAAGCACCCGGCCAGCGCCACCAUCCAGGCCCAGAGGGACAACGUACGCAACGAGUGGCAGGAGUUCCUCAACCUGUGCAUCUGCCAGGAGACGCACCUGGACAACGUGGAGGAGUACAAGAAGUACCAGCUGGACAGCGAGCAGCUGUCGGAGACGCUGACGAAGCUCAACAACAGCCUGGACCCCAAAGCCCUCAGCAAGAAGAGCAAGUCGGAGACGCUGCUGCAGCUGGAGGGGGAGGAGAACACGGUGCAGAACUGCGACCAGCUGCUGGCCGACCUCCGCAGACGCAGCACCACCAUCGCCCCCCUCAAGCUGCGGCGCAGCGCCCCCAGCAGGCCGGUCACCGUGGAGUCGCUGUGCGACUGGGAGUCCGACCAGGGUUUCCUGUCCAGAGGGGAGAAGUUCUCCCUGAAAUCCAUCUCUGAGAACGAGGACUGGGACGUCACGUCCUCCGACGGCGUGACCAAGACCUUCCCGGGGGUUUGUUUCCAGAUCCCUCCCCCCGACCCCGAGGCCAUCGACAGAGUGGACCUGAUGGGCGCGGAACUGGCGGACAUCAAGAAAAGAAGAGCGGAUCUGGCCUCGUCCCUGAAGAACCACAAAUCUGACGCCAUCAAGCCCCGACAGUCAGCUCCGGUGUCGGCCGCGGCCCCGGACCCCAAAGCCGCGGCUCUGGCCGAGCAGCUGGACCGUCUGGACGGAGACCUGGCCGGGGCCGAGGAGGCCGUGCUGGGCCGGCUGAGGGCCCCGCUGAACCGGGCCGACCCGGCCGGGGACCUGGCCCAGAGGCUGAGAGAGCAGGAGGAAGCUGCCGGGGCCCUGAAGGCUCUGGAGCAGCAGAAACAGGCGGCUCAGGCCGACCUGCAGCCCCUGCUGGACCAAGACCCCAACGGCACGUCGUCCGGCCUCCCGCUCAAACUCAGCGCCGCCAGCAACAAGUACGACAGCCUGGCCGCGCUGGCCGACCUCUACGAGAAGAAAGCAAAUGCGUCCCUGAACCUGGAGAACCAGAUUAAGAAGGUGGACGGCAUCGUCUCCGGGUUUGAGGAGGACCUCAGUGAAGACGGCCCGCUGCCCGAGUCCCCGGACGCCAUCCCAGCCCGCGCCGAGGACAUCGAGCGCCAGCGGAGGUCCGUGGCGGCGGCUCAGGACGACGUGAAGAAGCUGAGCCAAGACCUGGAGGCGACGGAGCAACUGUGCAGCUCGCUGCAGCAGAGCUACCAGGAGUACUGCCCCGACGUCCAGCGCCAGGGCAAGGAGGUGAAGCAGCUGCAGACCCGCUACGCCAACGUGGCCUCCCAGCUCAAGGAGAGGGAAAACAUCUUACAAGAGGCUUCUCCGAAGAACCAGGACUUCCAGAGCUCGUGCAAGUCUCUGAACUCCUUCCUGGACAACCUGCCGACGGACCGGGUCGGCCCCGGAGACGACCUGGCCCAGGUGGCUGAGAAGCAGAGCUCCCAGGAGAGAGCGGUGGACGACCUGAAGAGGAAGGAGGACGACGUGGACCGGGUGUCUGCGCUCUCUCAGGACCUGCAGAGUCUCCUCAACGACUACGAGUCCAACGUUGACAAAUACAACAGCACACUCGAGGAUUCUGGCGCCGCAGUUCCUAAGAAACCUCCCAUGCUCACGCUCUCUGACGCUGUUCAGAAAGAGGAAAAAGAUCUGGUGAACCGCUAUGCCGAGGCAAAGGCCGAAAACAACCAACGCCUGAAGCAGAUGGGCCUGGCCAAGAAUCUAAUUCAACAGAACGAGGAGAAGGUGCAGAUGGUUGCGCAGCAGCAGGUGCAGCUGCAGAGCCAGCAGAGGAACGCCUGCGAGGUGGACGGCCUGGUGAAAGAGCUGGAGGACGAGAAGGAGAGGGCGACUCACGCCGAGGCCGAGAUGAGGACCUACAAAGACCGGAUGAUGUCGCUGAAGAGCCGGCGAGGGGUGGAGCGCGUGGAGGAGAAGGAGGUGCUGAAGUACUACCGCGACCCCAAGCUGGAGAGCGAUCUGGACGACCUGAGCGGCAAGCUCCACGAGGAGGCGCUGAAACGGAGCGCCACCCAGUCGGAGAUCGAGCUGCUGAACAAGAAAAUCACCGCCGUUCAGGACACGAUAAAAAACACCACCCCCAAGCUGGUGACCAGGGAGGUGACGGAGUACGAGAAGGAUCCUCAGCUGGACGUGGACGCCGCUAAGAUCAGAGACGACAUAGCCAAGCUUAGGGACGAGAUCCACGCGAAAGACGGAGAGCAGGUUCAGAUGAAGACGGAGGUCUCGAUUCUCCAGGCGAAGAAGCCGCCCAUCAAGGAGAAGGUGGUGAAGAAGGAAGUGGUUAAGGUGGAACAGGAUCCCACGAUGCUGAGAGCUCUGCAAACGUUUGAGACGGAGAUUUCCGACGAGGCCAACACGAGCUCGCUGCUCAAUGACCAGAUCUUCCAAACCAGGAGUCAGAUCAACGCGCUGGAGAGGCUCAUUCCCAACAUCCAGCCCAAGGUCAUCACCAAGGAGGUGAAGAAGAUCGAACAAGACCCGGAGCUCAUCACGGAGACCAAGAGAAUCCGUUCCAACCUCGAGGGAGAGAAGAUCGAGAACAACUCCUUGUCCAAGGAAGUCAUGGAGCUCAACAACCGCUACCGGCACGUUCAAGACUGGAAGCCCAGAGUGGAAGUGAAGGAGAUCGUCAACGAGAUCUACCGGAUAGACCCCAACACGGAGGUGGAGAUCGUGCGAAUCCGCAAGGACAUCCAAGACUCCGACAAACACCGUGCCGACGUCGAAAAGGAGAUCGCCGACGUCACGGCCGAUCUGAACGUCCUCCGUUCUCAGAAGCCCGAAGUGGAACUGAAGGAGGUUUUCGAAGAGGUGGUUAAGGAGGAGAGGAGCCCGGAAAACGAUCGUGAGAUUCAGAGGCUGAACGAUCAAGUGAACCACUUGCACAGCAAUCACAACUCCCUCCUGGACAAGAUCCGCCGGCUCCAGAAAGAGAGGGACGAGUGGAAGGCCGAGAAGUCCAAGGUGGAGACCAAACUGGUCAACAAGGAGGUCAUCAAGUACGAGCCCGACCCGCUGCUGGAGAAGGAGGCCGAGCGCCUGCGGAGGAACGUGAGGGAGGAGGCGCAGCUCCGGCGCAGCAUGGAGGAGGUGGUGUUCGACCUCCAGAACAAGUGCAUCCUGCUGGAGAGGCAGAAGCCCGAGGAGAAGGUGGUGGUGCAGGAGGUGGUGCGCCUGCAGAAGGACCCGCGGCAGCUCGUCGAGCACGAGCGGCUCGGCAGGGACCUGGACGAGGAGGUGACGACCCGGCGUCAGCUGGAGCUGGAGCGGCAGCAGCUCAAGUCCAAGGUGGAGGACAAAGAGAGGGCCGUACGGGAGAGCGAGGAGAGCCAGAGACGGGUCCAAGCCGAGGGCGAGCUCAGGGAGAUCCAACGGCGCAUCAGCCAGCUGGAGAACGCGCCGCCUCCCGUGGAGGAGAGCAUCGUGGUGGAGGAGGUGCUGAAGGUGGAGAGGGACCCCAAGCUGGAGAGGAUGACCAACGGCCUGCGCUCCGACAUGGACAAGGAAACCAGCGACAUCCUGCGUCUGGACCGGGACAUCCGUGGCACCAACGCCAAGCUGGAGAUCCUGAAGAGAGAGAAGUCCGGGGAGAAGACGGUGUACAAGGAGGUGGUGCGCGUGGAGAAGGACCAGGCCGUGGAGGCGGAGAGGGAUCGCCUGAGGGAGCAGUACUCCCAGAGCAAGUUCGACCGGCAAGACCUGGAGGACGAAAUCAGACGCCUCGGCGACAAAAUCAACCGCCUGACGAGCAGCAAGUCCAACACGUCCAGGGAGGAGACGACGCUGGUCGUCAACAGAGACGCUCUGCAGAGGGAAAAGGACGACCUCAGCCGGGAACUCCGAGACCUGGAGGCCAAGAAACGCGACACCAGCCAGUCCUUCCAGCAGCAGAGCCGGCUGAUGGGCGAACGCACGCAGAAGACCCGGCAGAAGAGCAUGAAGAUGGAGUCCGACUCCCAGCAGCUGGAGAAGCAGAUCCUGGACGAGAAGGACAAGAUCCACCAGCGGGACGGCACCAUCCGCGACCUCCAGUCCAACCUGCAGAAGGAGGAGAGUGCCGAGACGCGGACCAAGGAGACCAACGUCUCCACCAAGAUCACCAUCCUGGACCCGGACACGGGCAAGGACAUGUCCCCGUACGACGCCUACCUGCAGGGCCUCAUCACCCGCCAGCAGUACAUCGACCUGCAGACGCUGGAGUGCGACUGGGAGGAGAUCACGUCCACGGCACCGGACGGGGAGACGUCCGUCCUGCUGGACCGCAAGAGCGGGAAGCAGUACUCCAUCAAAGAUGCCAUCAAGGAAGGGAGGCUGACGGAGAAGGAACUCCAGCAGUACAAACAAGGGAAACUCCCCAUCUCCGAGUUCGCCCUGCUGGUGGCGGGCGAGGAUAAGAAGCAGCCCAAGCUCGACUCAAUCCUCCCAAAGUCCAGCAAGCCGGACAAGUCGGCCCCCUCGGACCUCCCCACGCCUGAGGAGAGAUUCCCAGUUUCGGGAGUGAUAGACGUGCACACCGACACCGUCUACACGGUCCGCGCCGCCACCAUGCGCCGGCUGAUCGACCACACCACGGCCCAGCGGCUCCUGGAGGCUCAGGCGGCCACAGGCGGCAUCAUCGACGUCCAGGACAAGAGGAGAUACAAGGUCCACAAGGCCACGAACAGAGGCCUGGUGGAGGAGUCGCAGGUGCAGCGGCUGCUCAACGCGGAGAAGGCCUUCGUGGGCGUGGAGGACCCCAUGACCCGAGAGCUGCUGUCUGUGGGCGAGGCCAUCCAGAAGGGCUGGAUGCAGAAGAGCUCGGCCAUGCGCUACAUGGAGGCCCAGCACCUGACCGGGGGACUGGUCAGCCCUCGCACCGGCUCCCGGGUCAGCGUCUUCGACGCCGCCGGCUCCAAGAUGAUCGACAGCACGAUGAUGAGGGAGCUGCAGGCGGACAGCACCCACGUGAAGGACAUCGUAGACCCGCUGACCAAGGAGAAGAUCAGCUACAAGCAGGCGCUGGAGCGCUGCAGGACGGACCCGGCGUCCGGCCUGCCCAUGCUGCCCGCCUCCUCCAAGGAGUCCGGAUACAACUCCUUCGGGCGGUACUAGAGAGACGAGCACGACGCGGAGCUUUCUGAUCAAACUGUCCCGCCAGAUACGUGGAGUUCAUACCGUAUUGUCCCGAAUAUAAGACGACCCCGAUUAUAAGACGACCCCCUCUUUUCAAGACUCAAGUUUGAAGAAAGACUUUUUGAACACCAAAUUCAAUUUUUAUACAGAAAAUAAUUACAGUACAUCUACAAAUGAUUAUAACAAUAUAUUGGAGAGAAAAAGCAUGUUAUUUUGACUAUUUGAAAUCAUAUCUUGAAGUUUGCAACAUAACUUCUCCUCAGCUGCCGGUUCACCUGCCGAACUUCCACCCUCUUUUCUCCAGAUUGUCGCUACGUUUCUCCACUUUCUGUUAUCUCUUCUCUUAUUUUCUCCUCUUUUCUUUCUUAUACUAUCUUUUAGUUUUCUUCUUCGUGACAGGGGUUCGCUUUGGCCUGGGGAGUUAAGUUCAGCAUUCGCUUUAAAGAUAUCUGGCGCCAUCUAGCGGUGUAAAUGGGUAUAACGUCUAGACCCCGAAUGUAAGACGACCCCCACUUUUUCAGUCUUAUUUCAAUGCAAAAAACACCGUCUUAUAUUCAGGCCAAUACGGUAUAUUAUUGACUCAGGAGACACGUCUUGUAUUUGUUUACUACACGUGUCUUAUGUGGGCAGAUGUUCUUUUAUUUUCUUUUUAUUUUUAUCUAAUUUAAAACCAGAGAACAUAAAUGAUGUUUGAGAAUGUGUGAAAUGAAGAUGAUGUUAUUGACGUAGGGAUACUGGGACAUGGUGCAAUGCUAUUGGCCAAGUUUGAUUUGAUUCUGUAUUACUCACGGGCUCAAUGUUGUUCACUUUAAACUCACGAUUGUUUGAUACUUUAUGAAGAAACAAACCAAUAAAUUUAAAUUAUGAUGGUUAA
Cololabis saira (Pacific saury) is the source of this 7007-nucleotide messenger RNA. Its product is annotated as envoplakin-like. The transcript has 22 exons. Gene Ontology annotation, cellular component: cytoskeleton; membrane; intermediate filament. Gene Ontology annotation, biological process: intermediate filament cytoskeleton organization; wound healing. Bases 128 to 6112 code for a protein of 1994 amino acids. Lineage: Eukaryota; Metazoa; Chordata; Actinopteri; Beloniformes; Belonidae. The record is from RefSeq and is a predicted model, not a curated record. Gene Ontology annotation, molecular function: structural molecule activity; cadherin binding.